Merops nubicus (carmine bee-eater) is the source of this 867-nucleotide messenger RNA. Its product is annotated as olfactory receptor 1009-like. Gene Ontology annotation, molecular function: odorant binding; olfactory receptor activity; G protein-coupled receptor activity. NCBI's taxonomy places the organism in Eukaryota, Metazoa, Chordata, Aves, Coraciiformes, Meropidae. Gene Ontology annotation, cellular component: membrane. The record is from RefSeq and is a predicted model, not a curated record. Gene Ontology annotation, biological process: G protein-coupled receptor signaling pathway; sensory perception of smell. The annotation marks the transcript as partial. The transcript has a single exon.
AUGGCAGAGCAGAACCUCACCUCGGUGGCAGAGUUUGUUCUCCAGGGCCUGAGUGAGGUGGUGGAGAUGGAGGCAGCCCUCUUCGUGCUGUUCCUCCUCAUCUACACCAUCACCCUCUUGGGCAACGUGGGGAUAAUCCUGCUCAUCCGAGGGGACCCCCGGCUCCACACGUCCAUGUACUUCUUCCUCGGCAGCCUCUCCGUGGUGGACAUCUGCUUCUCCUCUGUGGUUGCCCCCAGGACUUUGGUGAAUUUCUUAUCAGAGAAGAAGACCAUUUCCUUCGCUGGCUGCAUGGGCCAAGCCUUCUUCUACAUCAUCUUUGUGACAACUGAAUGUUUCCUGCUGGCCGCCAUGGCCUACGACCGGUACGUGGCCAUCUGCAACCCCCUCCUCUAUCCUUCUGUGAUGACCAGGAGGUUCUGCCUGCAGCUGGUGGUGGGGUCCUACCUCGGGGGGGUCCUCAACUCCAUUAUACAGAUGACCUUCAUCAUCAGGCUGCCCUUCUGCAGCUCCAACGUCAUCAACCACUUCUUCUGUGACGUUCCCCCCCUCUUGGCUCUGUCCUGUGCCACCACCUACGUCAACGAGAUGAUCCUCUUCUCUUUGGCUGGCAUCAUCGAGUUCAGCACCAUCUCCACCAUUCUGCUCUCCUACGUCUUCAUCUCCUUUGCCAUCCUGAGGAUCCGUUCAGCUGAGGGCAGGCAAAAAGCCUUCUCCACCUGUGCAGCCCACCUGGCCGUGGUGACCAUGUUGUACGGGACAACGCUCUUCAUGUACUUACGCUCCAGCUCUAGUCACUCCCUCAACACUGACAAAGUGAUCUCUGUCUUCUACACGGGGGUCAUCCCCAUGCUGAACCCCCUCAUC